Messenger RNA from Closterium sp. Yama58-4, 3159 nucleotides. NCBI's taxonomy places the organism in Eukaryota, Viridiplantae, Streptophyta, Zygnematophyceae, Desmidiales, Closteriaceae. The record is from the annotation of a GenBank genome assembly.
AUGGCUGUCGCUCUCGUCAUAGUCGUUCUCGUGUGCGUCGCACUGAUUGCACAUUCCGAGUUCUCGUCGCCAUUCGUCCAGCGCAUCUGCCACCGCCUCUCCGCGCCAUCCGGACCGCACAUAUCAGCUCUCCCCCCCGCGAUGAACGGGGAAGAUGGGCUUAGCGAUCAGUCGCGCGCCGCCGGCGAUCUCGAUUCGCGUCCGUUCGCCAUGGCCGCUGACAGCAGCGGCAGCGGCAGCGGUGCUAGCGCCGAAUGGCACGACCACCGAAGCCGUUGGGGCGCGGAGGAUCGCUCCGCGCGCGACGCGUCGCGGCUGCACGUGCGGCUCAUCGUGCUCACGUUCGACCGCGCGGCGAGCCUGUCCCGCUGCCUGCAAUCAUUGCGGGCGGCAGACUAUGGCGGCGAUGACGUGUCACUGGACAUCCACGUGGACCACCCGUUCGCGGGCGUGCAGCUGAACGACCCGCAGCAGCUCAAAGAUCGUUUGGACAGCCGCGCAUGGGGCGCAGUCGACCAGGCGGAAGGACGCGCAUGGGGAGCGGAAGAGCAAGCCGACGACCCGCUGCAGACUGAUUCCGCGGCAGAGGGCGGUCCGGGGGGAGGCGGGCCGCAGAGCGACGUCGAGGCGACUUCGCAGCUGCCUGGCAGCGCGAAGCGCGGAUUCGCGGGUGGCGGCGGGUUGGGGCUGGGGCACAGCGCGUUUGGCGUGGAGGAGGCGGGGGACCUCUCCAACUGGCGCCACCGGGGGCGGCUCUGGGCGCAGCGGGCGCAGAGGGCCAAGGGGGGGACGCGGGGGAGGCGGCGGCUGGGGGAGGUGCGGGCGGUGGUUGGUGCGGUGGAGAGGCGUGGCGCGGGGGAGGUGGCAUCUAAGCGGCGCAAGUUCCGGUCGGUGCUGGCGGUGGCGGACUCGUUUGCAUGGCAGCACGGCCACAAGCAGGUGCAUGUGCGCAGCAUGAACGGUGGAGUGCAGGCGCAGUGGAUGGAGGCGUGGUGGCCCAGCGGCAGCAACGAGUUUGCCUUCGUGCUCGAGGACGACGUGGCUGUCUCGCCGCUUUUCUACGCCUACCUCAAGCGCAUGCUGCUCCGCUACUACUACAACCAUACCGAGUACGACUGUAACGUGUACGGCAUCUCGCUGCAGCGCCAGCGCCUGGUGCCCGGGCAGCCGGCCCCGCCCAUAUCCCACAGGGGGCGGCCGUUCCUGUACGCGCUGGUGGGCACGUGGGGGCAGCUGCUGCUGCCCGCGCCGUGGCGGGCGUUCCGCGUGUGGUACGACGCGCGGCGCUACACGCCGGGCAGGGAGCCGGUGAUUCGCGGGCUCAAGACCACGGGCUUCUGGAAGGGAAGGGGCAACGGCAUCUGGACGCCGUGGAUCGUGCGGUGGGCGCACGCCACGGCCGCGCUCAACCUGUACGCGUCGCUGGCGGGCGGGCUGGCGCUGAGUGUGAGCCACCGCGAGCAGGGCGAGAGCUUCAAGCGCUCCCAGGGCGCUGAUGCCACUCUGCUCAUGCCCGAACACCUCGCUGCUGGAGAACACCUGGGUGCAGCAGAGCAGGUGAACGCAGGAGGACUCCUGAAUGCAACAGAGCACCUGACGGAGCACCUGGGGACAGGGCAGGUGGGCGCAGCAGAGCAGGGCCCAUGGUGGUGGAGGGAGCUGCCCCCGUUAGCCUCGCUGCCGCGAUACGACUUCUGCCUGCGCCCCCUGCCCUGGGUGGGGCGCGAGGGCACUGCGUGGGCAUGGCAAGGGGAGGGCCGGGGGGAGGGGGGCGAGCAGCAGGGCGGUGGGAUGCCUGGGGGUGAAGGGCAGGGCGGUGGGGGUGGAGUGGAGGCGGAGGCAGGGGGUGAUGAUGAGGCGGCACUAGCAGGAGCUGAGGAGGGCCGUGCAAGAGCUGGUGAUGAGUCAGAGGGAGGCGAUGCUGAGUCAGCAGGAGUGGCUGAUGACACGUAUGCAUCCAUGGUGACGCGCGAUGAGGGGCUGGUGCGAGCAGUGCAGAGUGCCAGAGGGGUGACAUCCUUCGCUCUGCUCCUCCUGCCGGACCACCAGCCCUCUCCCACCGACCUCACCGCGCCACCGCAGCAGCAGCACGCCCACACACACCCCUGGGCGUCCUCCCUGCUGCGCCAAACAGACACCCCCCCCCCUCCCGCAUGGCAGCAGCUGGCGCGCAACUGGGCGUGCCACAUGGACGGGCUGGGGCUGUCCCACCAUGCCGUGCUCACCUCCUGCCCCGCCCUCGCGCUGCACCUCGCCACGCGCGGCCACCUCGUCUCCCUCCGCCCCCCCUCGCAAACCCCCCUCCCUUCCUCUCAACCUACCUCCAUCCCCUCGCCCCCCCUCAUCCCGUCCCCCACGCAUGUGCGCACGGCCGUGGUGCUGUCAGCCCGCCUGCGCGUGCCGGUGCUGCUGGCCUCGCCCGCCGUCACGUGGCGCGGCGACCCCUUCCUCUGCCUCUCGCCCCGCCUACUGCACGCGCACCACAGGGAUGCACAGCAGCAGCAGGCCGAGGGGCAGCAGCAGGCGCAGCAGGGGCAGUGGCAGUGGGGUGGGUCUAGCCCGCAGGAGCAGGGGACGACGGGUGAAGGGCAGGCCACAGGCCAGCCAGAAACUGAGGAACAGGCGUGGCAGCGGGCGGGGCUGGCAGUGGGGGUGGGCGACUCGCCCCUCUCCGACGUGUUCCUCCUGCCGCCCUCUCCCGCUGCCCGCUCCGCCCUGCACUCCCUGCUCGCCCACCUGCUCUGGGCCACCCCCAGCAACAGCAGUGACGGCAGCAGCAGCGACAGUGGAUUCGGCACAGGUGACAGCAAGGGGCAGGGGGAAGCGAGGUCAUGGGAGGCGCUGCGAGCAGCAUGGCUGGGUGCAGGCAGCAGUGCAGACCGGUGGGUUGCUCUGGAGGAAGCAGCGAGGAAGCUUCAAAUGGGUGUGACUGUAUGGAGGGUGGGGUUGCCGUGCUACAUGGCGCCAUCGCAGGUGAACUCCUCGUUUGAGUCACAGGGCGUGCAGCAGGGGGCGUGGAUGGUGGCGGGGGGGAGGGGGAGAACGGCAGAAGAGGCGGUGGUGGGGAUGAAGGGGGCAGGGUUGUGGGAGCUGGAUUCGGUGGAUUAUGUGUGUAAGAGUGUAGUGUGCCUGCAGUCGAAUAAUCUUAUACCCGCUUAA